Molecule: messenger RNA, 1303 nt
Organism: Agrilus planipennis (emerald ash borer)
Lineage: Eukaryota; Metazoa; Arthropoda; Insecta; Coleoptera; Buprestidae
Product: general transcription factor 3C polypeptide 3
Exons: 2
Coding region: 128-1210 (360 amino acids)
Biological process (GO): transcription by RNA polymerase III
Cellular component (GO): transcription factor TFIIIC complex
Molecular function (GO): protein binding
Source: RefSeq, a predicted model, not a curated record
GCUCUCUUGUCUAUGUAAAAUACCAUAGAUAUAUCUAAUCUAUUACCACAGAUUAAGUAUGGAUUAAGUAAAACACUAAAUAAACAUUAAGAUUUGUUAUUAAAAUUUAUUGCAUAUUUAUUGUGUUAUGGAGCAUGAGGAAAAUAAUGUUAGCGAGAAUGUAUUUAUUCCAACUACAAAUACCCGAAAUGAAAACCAGUUGGAGUAUUCUCAUGCAAUGGAUAUAGACAAAGAGUCAAGUCAAGAUGAAUUUAUUUCUGAAUUACCUGUAGAGUGCUUGUCUUCAGAGUUAAAUCAGUUAGACCCGUUUCUUGCUAUUUGUAUGGAUGAAUCUACAGCUGAAGAUAACUUAGAUAUCCCUUGUACAUCUACACAAGAAUCAAAUAAUUCUGCUGAACAAGAAUGUUCUAGUUUAAAGCAGUCUCCAUCACUAAGUUGCCAAAAACGCAAGAGACAUAGAUCGAACGUUCCACCACAUAUUAAAGCAUUGAUAGGUGAAGCAAAUUUACGAUUUGCUCGUGGAGAUACUGAAACUGCUGAAAAAAUAUGUUACGAAGUUAUAAGACAAUGUCCUCGUGCUUCCGAGGCUUUUCUAACACUUGCACAACUACUUGAAGCUAAAGAUCCAGAUAAAAGUUUGCAAUUAUACUUUAUGGCCGCAGUUACCACUAGAAAAGACAUUACAUUGUGGACCAAUACAGCAGAAAGAGCAGUUGAACGUAAUAAUAUAAAUCUAGGCAUAAGCUGUUACAAUUUUGCCAUAAAUGCCGAUAAAGAAAAUUGCACAUUACAUAAAAAACGUAUAUGCUUACUAGAGAAACUAGAAAAUAAGAAUACAUUAAUAAAGGCAUGUGUUAGAUAUCUAGCUUUGCUGAUGCAAAAAAAUGAUAAAGAAUUAUUGGAAAUUUCUUUAAAAUUAGCAAUACUGUACAGUGAAGCAAAUGAUUACAAAAAAGCUAUUGAUACUUUAGACAUUUCAUUCAAGAAGUUCCCUGAUAUGGUAACUCCUGAGAUGGUUAACAUAAUGUUGGAUUUACUUAUUAAUACUGAAAACUAUACUUAUUGUCUGGAUAUUUUUUUCCAGUACUGUAAUAUAGAGAUAGAAGUUAUUAUAGGUGAAGAAAAUUGUAUUAACAUUAUUUCAUGUACAGUGCCCGAUAACAUACCUAUAGACUUCCGGGUAAAGUUCAUAAUGUUGCCGAAGCUUUGAUGUCUGCAAAAAAAUAUGAAAUUGCCUUAAAAGUUCUCAAGCCAUUAAUAGAGAAUGAAAAACUUUCUCUUCCUGCUGUUUGGUUAAAAUAUG